GCUUCAAACAGCCUCCCGCUCAGCUCCAGCAACAGCAGCAACUGCUGAUCACCAGACUGCACUGCCAGCAGCUGGCGAGCUCACAAUACCACGGGCACAUCAAGCUGAGUGUAGAUCAGCAGCAAUGGGAUCAGGAGAGACAACGAGAGCACGAGAUGAAGUUACGUCAACUGUGGCACAAGGAGAAAGACAAACAGAGCGCGGUCGCCAGCUCCGAGGUCAAACAGCGGCUGCAGGAAUUCGUGCUGAAGAAGCAGGCGGCCCUAAAGCACAGCCCCGGCAACGGCCCUAGCAACGCAGCGGCGGGCUACAGUCCGACGCCUCUGGUUCCGGGGGAGACCUUGUUGCCCCAGAGUGGGGUCCCCGUCUCGUACCCUCAGCUCGCAGCGACCCACAGCGACCCCCAGGAGGACUUUCCGCUCCGUAAAACUGGUCAGUAA
Messenger RNA from Callorhinchus milii (elephant shark), 440 nucleotides. RefSeq names its product histone deacetylase 4-like. NCBI's taxonomy places the organism in Eukaryota, Metazoa, Chordata, Chondrichthyes, Chimaeriformes, Callorhinchidae. The coding region runs from base 156 to 440 and encodes 94 amino acids. The transcript is spliced from 4 exons. The record is from RefSeq and is a predicted model, not a curated record.